Messenger RNA from Blastomyces gilchristii SLH14081, 393 nucleotides. RefSeq lists its product as uncharacterized. The transcript has 2 exons. The record is from RefSeq and is a predicted model, not a curated record. Lineage: Eukaryota; Fungi; Ascomycota; Eurotiomycetes; Onygenales; Ajellomycetaceae. The coding region runs from base 1 to 393 and encodes 130 amino acids.
AUGUCACAGCAAAACUCGCGCAGCGCUUCAUGCGGGGCCGACACGCUAGUCUGCACCACUCUGGAGGAGCUGCUGCAAAGAAAUCCUCAAACAAGAAUGAGCGACCUGCCUACUGGUACUCGAGUUCUUGUUAACGCCCAAUAUUGGGUUACGGUUGGCAAAGACAGGCCUCAGGGGGAAAGCGGAGUCUGGACACAACGAAACAUCAAGAAAAUGGAGAAAAACCCACCUGACGGCAAGGAUUCUGAGAGGAUCACUGAAAUCAAACGGUUACAGGAAGAGAGGGCAGCAGUAGAAGCUUGCCUCCUUAUAGUGCGGAAGGCAGAUUCUGAAGCUAAAAAUAUGCUGUCCGAGUCCAGCCGAGUAACCGACGAUGAAUGGGAGAUGGCAUAA